AUGUUCGGCCACAUUAUUUCUGGUAUUUACUUUCAGUCCGGCAAUCCCAACUCCAAGGACAAGUUUCUUGUCGAGACAGAGGAGAAGACGGCAGACCAGAUUGAGCAAUAUUCGGAAUGGACGGUAUCAGCCUUCAUAACGGAUCCAGUUAUCAGCGUUCAUGUUGGUAAAGUCGGUCGGCAGCUUUGA
This is a messenger RNA of Penicillium angulare, 189 nucleotides long. RefSeq lists its product as uncharacterized. The record is from RefSeq and is a predicted model, not a curated record. Bases 1 to 189 code for a protein of 62 amino acids. The transcript is spliced from 2 exons. Lineage: Eukaryota; Fungi; Ascomycota; Eurotiomycetes; Eurotiales; Aspergillaceae.